Molecule: messenger RNA, 369 nt
Organism: Kogia breviceps (pygmy sperm whale)
Lineage: Eukaryota; Metazoa; Chordata; Mammalia; Artiodactyla; Physeteridae
Source: RefSeq, a predicted model, not a curated record
CACCUCCUCACUUCCAAGGUGACCAAGAAAAGAAGGAAUAAUGGUCAUGCCGAAAAGGGACGCGGCCGCGUGCAACCUAUUCGCUGCACCAGCUGUGCCGGAUGCGUGCCCAGGGAUAAGGCCAUUAAGAAGUCCGUCCUUCGGAACAUCGUAGAGGCCGCAGCCGUCGGAGACAUUUCCAAAGUGAGCAUUUUGGAAGCCUACGUGCUUCCCAAGCUGCGUGUGAAGCUGCAUUACUGCGCGAGCGGUGCCAUUCACAGCAACUUAGUCAGGAGUCGUUCUCGGGAAGUCCGGAAGCACCGAACAACACCUCCACCCCGAUUUAGACCUGCGGGUGCUGCCCCACGACCUCCGCCAAAGCCCAUGUAA